AUGGCGACAGAGCACGGUGCACAGCUGGCUCCUGGCCCCCAGAAGACCCCUGAAGUAGCUGUAUCUCCCGGGAGUGCUGUGGAGGACCCCACCUUGACCAGGAGAAGGAGCAAGAAGGAGAAGCGGCUCUCAGGGUCCCAGAAGGCCAGUUCUGGGGAGCAGUCCUCUAGCCAGGGCUCUGAGGCCUCAGGAAGCGGCAAGAACCCCCCAAGGACCAGAGCAGGACAGGAUGAGCCACCCUCAGCACCUGCCGGGCACACCUCUCACCGACAUUCCCACCGGCAUCGCUCUGACCCUCAGCAGGACGCUGCCCAAAGGACUUAUGGGCCCCUGCUCAACCGCAUCUUUGGAAAGGAUCGUGAACUGGGCCCCGAGGAGCUGGAGGAGCUCCAGGCAGCCUUUGAGGAGUUUGACACCGACCAGGAUGGCUACAUCGGCUACCGGGAGCUAGGGGACUGCAUGCGGACGCUGGGCUACAUGCCCACGGAGAUGGAGCUCCUAGAAGUGUCACAGCACGUGAAGAUGCGCAUGGGGGGCUUUGUGGAUUUUGAAGAGUUUGUGGAGCUGAUAAGCCCAAAGCUGAGGGAGGAGACAGCUCAUAUGCUGGGCGUACGAGAGCUACGGAUCGCCUUCCGAGAGUUUGACAAGGACAGGGACGGGCGGAUCACAGUGGCAGAGCUGAGGCAAGCAGCACCAGCUCUGCUGGGGGAGGCACUCGAAGGCACGGAGCUGGAUGAGAUGUUACAAGACAUGGACCUCAACGGGGACGGCACCAUAGACUUUGAUGAGUUUGUAAUGAUGCUAUCUAUUGGCUGAGGCACCUGCCGGGAUAACCAACUGCCCCAGGGACCAAGAGACCAGCAGGACCUAGACUAUCAUACCCUUCCCCAGGGUGGGAGAGAUUCCCCCCAACCCUAGGCUGCUUCCCUCCUGACCACACCCGACUCCAGUGGCUGCCUGUGCUGACUUCUCCUCCCACUUCCAGACUCUGAAGGGGUAAAAAAAAAAAAAAAAAAAAUCAAAGCUGAUUGCAGUUCUCACUGGAGAACAAGAUUUGAAUCUCUCCAGGCCCUGGAGAGGCAGGGAUUUCCCCAGCGCUGGCUGCAUUCAUAUAAAUGAAGCACAGUGUGUUGGGGGGGAAUUCCUAGGACAUGGUAAAUAAAGAGGGUGGCCCGCUCACUUCCCACUACUUAUGUGUAUAAAGGGUUGUUUUCGAAAAAUGAACUUGGGCCUGGUAAUGGCUUAGCAGGUUAAGGUUCUUACCAACAAGCCUAAACUAGAUCCCUGAAAUUCGGGUGGUGGAAGGAGAGAGCCAACUUCACAAAGCUGUUCCUUGGCAUGUUAAUGCUCUGUCCACCCACCCCAACCCCACUCCUGCCAUGAAUAAAUAAAUGAAAAGUGAACUUGAA
Messenger RNA from Meriones unguiculatus (Mongolian gerbil), 1409 nucleotides. RefSeq names its product calcium-binding protein 4. The transcript is spliced from 6 exons. Gene Ontology annotation, molecular function: calcium ion binding. The record is from RefSeq and is a predicted model, not a curated record. The coding region runs from base 1 to 816 and encodes 271 amino acids. NCBI's taxonomy places the organism in Eukaryota, Metazoa, Chordata, Mammalia, Rodentia, Muridae.